GUUUUUCAAUACCAUAUUGUAUGUAAAUAUCGGUUAGAAGAUAAAGCUACGCACUAUCGUCGCGCUGUUACAAACGACAUUUAUCCACGAUGAUAUUCAGUAAAUUGUGGACGCGGUUCCUGAACGCUCGUGCGUCUCUAGUUUUCUGUUCCGUCGAUAGAUACGUGCUACGCGAGAAUGUCAGGUGUAUACACUUCAACUACUAUACGGAUAAAAACACGAAUAAGAAUGCUACCGGUAAGAUUGAAAAGAUGAAUAUGUAUCAAGCGAUAAAUCAAGGACUUCGGACAGCGUUAACGGACGAUCCCGAUGCAGUGAUAUUUGGAGAAGACGUGGCGUUUGGCGGUGUUUUUCGUUGCACGGUUGAUCUUCAAAAAGAUUUUGGUAAAGACCGCGUUUUCAACACGCCACUUUGCGAACAAGGAAUCGCUGGAUUUGGAAUUGGUUUAGCUACUGCGGGUGUAACAGCUAUUGCGGAAAUUCAAUUCGCGGAUUACAUAUUUCCUGCCUUCGAUCAGCUAGUAAACGAAGCAGCCAAGGUAAGAUACCGAAGUGGAGGACAAUUCGACUGUGGUAAAUUGACCAUUCGAACACCUUGUGGCGCUGUAGGUCAUGGUGCACUUUAUCAUUCGCAAAGCCCAGAAGCAUAUUUCGCACACACUCCAGGUUUGAAGAUCGUUAUGCCCCGCGGAGCGAGACAGGCGAAAGGUCUUUUGUUGAGCUGCAUAGAAGAGCCGGAUCCCUGCAUCAUGUUCGAGCCGAAAAUACUGUACCGCACGGCGAUCGACGAUGUGCCGACGGAUCGUUACAAGAUCGAGAUCGGCAAGGCUGAGGUUGUGAGAGAAGGUGAGGCGGUGACACUCGUGGGCUGGGGCACUCAGGUGCACGUACUGCUGGAGGUGGCCGAUCUCGUCCAGGAGAAGCUCGACGUAUCCUGCGAGGUGAUAGACCUCGUUUCUAUCCUACCUUGGGACGCGGAACUCGUUUGCAAGAGACAAGUAAAUUUCAUUUAACCCGUUAUACGAAGAGGAUUUCUUUUUAACGCGACUGGACGCUCCAAUGCGAUUUUGUGGUGUCGUUUAUCAAACACUGAAAGCGUUCUUUGUUUGAGGCAAGUUUAUAAAUGAUGACAGGUUGAAUUUCACAAUGUUAGCAUUGAUAAAACUUGAGCUGAGCUGUGAGGUAUGUUAUACAAAAUAAUAUUUAUUUUAGUAAAUUCAAGUCAACGAAAUGAACUGUGUUCUUAGUUGUUACAUUCAAAUAAUAUUACAUCUUCAAGCUUUCCUAUGCCUUCAAAUGUCUUCGCGCUUUUAUUCAGCGCUUUAUCAGCUUCUUCCUUCGUUAUGUAUAAACAUGAACAUUCUAUAUAGUAAUUUUUACGAAUAAGGAAUAUCUGAAAAGGCCACUUGAUUGAAGUACGCGCGAAGGCUCUCCAAUGACACCUUUCAUAUACCAGUCUAGAUUGGCUGGCACUGUCGUUAAACGUAGAGAUUAUUGAAGUUAAUGAAAUAAUUCAGAGGAUUUGCAAAUUAAAUUCCUUUCAGAGGAAUGUUACUUCUCGGAAAGUUUAAAUUAUCGUCAACAAGUUGAAUACUUGUUAUCAGAAGAUUGUGCUUUCAUCACUUGUAUGGAAACUAUAAUUUGUAAUUUCUAGGUGACUUUAAGGUCGGGUUCAAUCCUGUGUUGCGUGUUAGGAACGUGUACAACGUAGCAAUUGUGACAGAAGUGUCUCCAUACCUUAUAAUAAAAACUUUGUCCUCGUCAGCGUCGAAUACUUUGUUGUCAGGCUGCUCGAGAGAAUAAUACUUAGAAUUCCAGUGAUAAAUAAAUCGUUCGCUUCAAGCAACCACGUCUGAGCCACUUUUAGCGUUUGAAUUUGAUUUCCUAGAAAUCCGAAUCAAAACAUGAAACCAUUUAGUCAACUUUAGUGAACUUUCAACACGAACUAAUGCAUACAUAAACAUACUAUACAAACGUAUUCUUUCAUUCGGAUCUACUCCUAUACAAACUUUAACUCUUGUCGUCAUGCAACAAUUCGCAAAUUGAUAAAAAAUGCAACAUUCACUCGUCCGAAUUACGAUAGCCACGGAUUGCCGCGGCCACUAAUAUCGCGUUGAUUUAUGCUAAUCGAUCUUUAGCCGCGUAAUGAUAUGCCGAUUGUACGGUAUGCGCUCACACGUCGCUGUACGCGUCCGCACAUGAACCAAAGAAGUGGUGAGCGUAAUCGAAAACCCGUUUCGCGUAAUUUCGAUACGCUCGCGGAUUCGUCGAACCGAUGAUGUUCUUUGAACGUCACCGCUCUUGCGGCAAAAUCGCCAUCCGAGUGGAAAGUCCCCCGCGAUUUCUGCGAAACGGAGAUCCUGAAAGGUGUCGAAUUAUGAAAUAUCCUGAUCUUGAAAUACGAUAAUCGUGGAAAUGUCGUUGACUAGCCGCGACAGAUUAGGUUCUCAAUCAGUUUAUAACUUGAAUUACAGAUAUAGGCACUAGAGGCAAAUGGAGAAGUAGACUACAGUCUGACUUGAGUCCUCUUCAUUAAUCAAUAUAAGUUUGCUAGUUGAAUUGUAAUCGUAUCCAACGUUUCCAUUCUUAUUUGACUAAUUUUAAAGGAGUACAAAAAUGUUAUUAAUUGAUUUCAACGUAAAUCUAAACGCAGCCAAGUCAGGAAACUGUAAAUAUUAAUCACGCUUGUGCGCCAUAAACAUUUUCGCAUCGCUACAAUCGGCAGAAUGCGGUUUUUCGAAGAAAUCGUUUGUGCGUCUGUCGCUGGUUUUUCCUCGAAUUUUCUUUUGCCAUCAGUCGCCUUUUUACAGCGUAAAGCAUUCGUAAUCAGUGAAUCUUUAUUAUAGUUUUCGAAAAUGAAAUGUUACCGUCAUUUAAUCGUCAAUCGUGUCGAAGGUGUUGCAGAAAUGCUAAAGUUGCAAUUUGAUGUGCAUGGCAUGCUAGGUAUUUCUAGAUAAACCGAACAAUCAAAUGGGACACGUUUCAAAAGAAGCUUUCAAUAUCCUCUAUUGCACGUAGUAUGCUAUGUCAUAGGUAGAAAGAUAUGCAAAUUUUGUCUUACGUUCAUUCGAUUUUUUUUAAAUUACUAAGUUGAAGAUGUAAGCGAUAUCUAUUUAUAAUCUGAAAUUUAUUUCUAUAUUUAUCUAAAUAGUAUGUAUCUACAAAUAUACAAUAUAAAAUAGGCAGCAUCGCGUAACAGUUGAGAGCAUAUGUUUUCUUAGCAACUAUCUUGAGCAGAUGUAGUAAUUGUAAUCCAUCCAUUCGACGCUGGCGACGUUAGUAGUAGAGAGACCUUCUCCUUGGUCCAAUGUACCACGAGUAAGUAGAAUGCAAACAGUGUCUAACUGACUAAACAGUAUGUCCAAAUACUAAAAGAAAAUUUGAGUUAAUAUGUAUACAAGUAUAAAGUCCGUCUUUCUUUCACCUAUAUCCAUUUAUGGCAUUGUAUUCCACAUAAUUAUUGAUUUAUAUCGUGCAAAUAACGCAUCAAAAAUUGUUUAUCUUUCAUUCGUUGCUCGAAAUUUGUAUAUAGAUAAGAAUUUCCACCAUCAUCGUUCAUCGAUGCUAUCUUGUGAAGCAGUUGAACAAACAUAUCAUCGCUUCUUCGUAAUAAUACUAACUUUGACAAACAACUUAAUAUCCACGGAGUUAUGGAAGCACUCAUGUUUACGAUUAGGUCGUAAAACAGCAAUUUUCCGAACCUUGUCGUUUCACCUUGCCUCCUCUAUAAUGUGUCAUGUCUUCGAGAACUCGUAUUCUGUUUCGCCAGGGCGAAUAGAGUCGUUAAAUAAAUAAAAAAAGUUACUUGGAAAGGUCUUAUUGCAAAUUAUUAAACCGUGUACGUUUCGGUCCCGUGACCGACUAUGUUAAAAAAAAAAAAUGAAAUAAAAGGAACCGGUACACGCCGUGAAGUAAGAGGCAGUGUUUCUCAAACUUGACUUUUCCGUGAGGUUCUUGACACAGGACAAUCUUUGGCAGAUUUCCUAGAGUGAAUUUAACUCUAAUUUUUUUACUUAAUACAGCCGUGGCCUCUUAAUAGAUAAACACUAUAUAUGGAACCUCGAUGCUAUUGAGUUUUUCAAUAUUACAUUGACUCCGUUUCACUUUAUAUUUUAGAAAAUUUUGAACGACUUCAAUUAAUCCAUAAUUCUUCUGAAGGCUUCCAGAGAUCUACGUGUUCGUGACCGACGCGGCCAGUUUGAGAGCCGCUGGUGCAAGAGAUUUAAGAAGGGCGAAUCCCGGCGGGGGACCGUAACGUCUGAAAGUUGCAGGGAAGGUCAGCUGAAAUCUGAAAUGUCACAGAAACCUGUACGCGGCGCACAGUCAUGCGUACUAUCGAGUCGCUGUUCCUAAUGAUUUACAACGGGACACACACACGCAGGCGCGCCUACGUGUCUUAAUUACAGGCCACCGAUCGCUCGUUUUCUAUCGUCGAUCGCGGCUGAGGUGGACGGGAUAGUCGCGGCGGAACGAUCCGUUCGCUAUAUUAAUGCAUCACUUACCGUCUUGGCCGCGUAUAAAUUAUUAUUAUGCCCGUUCGUAUGGGACGGGGCAUAAAUCAUUCACGAAUUGAUCCGUGGCACGGUCCGCUCGUUCGACGAAUUACCCUUCAUGACAUGUGUUAGGACAUACAGCUUUAUGCGCUGCGCGUACGAUCCUUGCUGAGCUCCACAUUGGAGUUGAUACGUAUGAGUAAGGGACCAUGAAGUUUUCAGUUCUUAUCUGUUGGCAGAUAUUUUCGCUCAACAAGUGUUUUUAUUACGGCGGUAACAAGAACUUUUUCUUAGCGACGUUUCCUCUACGAAACAAGGACAUUUUGAUAUCCAUCUCGGUCAGUCGUCAGGUGGAAUAGUCGUUAAAAUGCUCGAUACCAAAUCGAUUUGGAGGUGACUGAACCAGGGCGGAGCCCUGCUUUGCACAAUGAUCAUACUGUUUAACUUCGACCAUUGGGAAAUUGAAUUUUCUUUGUCUGUGUUAAUUAUCUUGACGUGUUAUUUAAGUUUACCCUUUACCGCUGGAUAUGUAUAUAUG
This is a messenger RNA of Hylaeus volcanicus, 5031 nucleotides long. RefSeq names its product 2-oxoisovalerate dehydrogenase subunit beta, mitochondrial (gene BckdhB). The transcript has 7 exons. Gene Ontology annotation, molecular function: catalytic activity. Bases 90 to 1013 code for a protein of 307 amino acids. NCBI's taxonomy places the organism in Eukaryota, Metazoa, Arthropoda, Insecta, Hymenoptera, Colletidae. Gene Ontology annotation, biological process: response to nutrient; branched-chain amino acid catabolic process. The record is from RefSeq and is a predicted model, not a curated record.